Plutella xylostella (diamondback moth) is the source of this 1296-nucleotide messenger RNA. NCBI's taxonomy places the organism in Eukaryota, Metazoa, Arthropoda, Insecta, Lepidoptera, Plutellidae. The record is from RefSeq and is a predicted model, not a curated record.
GUAUCUUUGGGCAGUAGUUUUCGCGCGCUUUUGGCGAGAGGGAGAUAAGACUUUAUUUAUAUUUAAUUACCAAGUAAUUGUCGAUAAAAAUCAAACACAACACAAAAGUUACGAAGGCCUGAAAACAAUCACCUUAAAAAAGUUAAAGAAACAGUGCAAAAAUAAUGUGCUCAUGAUGAGCUUUUUUGUAAAAUUCGUUGCAGUGCUUUUGUUUAUCCAAGGAGUUGUCAGCGGUCGUCAGCUCGCGGCAGAUAUCAACAGAAUAAAGCUACCGACACACAAACCCUCCGACGACGCAUCUCUGAACUCUACAGAGGUCAAGAGCAAUGCUUACGUCCAUCAUAGCGGCUGGAGGGACAGCAUAUUGCGGCAUCCCCGCGCGAGGUCACCGCCCGCCGCGACCCUCAAAGUCUACCAGCCACGGGAGGACCCUCGGCUUUUCUACCAGUCUGAUGCGUAUGCUCAAGAGAAUCGUCUCGCGGAAAGAGUGAGCAACGAAGUGGCUCAAGUCUUCCCUGGGAGGGAGGUCAUUCGAGCUGCAGACGAAUAUGGAGCUAGGAAUGCUCGUAUUUUGCACAAAAGAAGAAAGUCACUUUCUUCUGUAAGAGGUCACCACACUUGCAUCAGAUGUCCAACAGACAAAAAGCUGAUAGCUCCACAGGGGUCAGACCGGGUGUUUCUGCAGCAGCCGUAUCUAAAGACUUGUGCUGGAAAACCAGCGUCUAGAAACAUCAAGCUGCUCCAUGUGUAUGGGCCAAGGUUUGGGACCUUAGUGGGCACAGGUACUCAUGUGGUAGUCAGCAGGAUUACAGAGGACAAUAAGAUAAUCCGUCACUGCAAGACGCAAGUCCACGUGGUGUCUCAGGGUUGCCGCACGCCCCCGCACCUGGUCUCCCGCUGCGAGGGUAGAACUUGCAGCUUCACGUGCCGCGACUCCGGCCUGCAUCUCCAGGGGACGACGGAGCUCUCGUGCGGACAGGAUAUGGAGUGGAUGGGGGAUCUGCCUGAUUGUGUCGCCCACGAUUCCUGCCCCGCGCCGCCACCCCCGGACCACGGCCGCAUCAGCUGCCACGGCGACACUGGCCGGCUAGAGUCCUCCUUGCUCGAAGGUGCGGAGUGCAGAGUGCGGUGCCAAAGAGGUUGGAGGUCCAGCACCAGGGUCGGACCCAGCUACUGCCGCCGCGGACACUGGACUAAGGACUUCGUGUGCUACCCGAGGAGGCAGAAAGGAACUUCUUACCAGUCUAGGAAUAGUUUGUGAAUGUAUAGGUACUUUUAUUGUAAAGGUGUAUGUUU